This is a messenger RNA of Rhagoletis pomonella (apple maggot), 763 nucleotides long. Its product is annotated as E3 ubiquitin-protein ligase CHIP-like. NCBI's taxonomy places the organism in Eukaryota, Metazoa, Arthropoda, Insecta, Diptera, Tephritidae. The transcript is spliced from 3 exons. The coding region runs from base 1 to 411 and encodes 136 amino acids. The record is from RefSeq and is a predicted model, not a curated record.
AUGUCACAUAGAGUUUGUGGAAAUUUCCCACUUACUGUUAGUGCAAGAUCAUCCGCAUACGCAAUACCCUUACAGCCACCCCCUUCCAUGCCACAAAGCAAUAUUAAACCUGAAAUCAAGCACUAUACGUUAUUCGUUAUAGCUUUCGAUUUAUCAAAAGAACAAAAACAGAAUUUUGGAGAUGACAUCACCUCACAGUUACGCCUAGCCCGAAAAAAACGAUGGAGUUUGCUAGAAGAAAAGCGCAUAUGUCAUGAAAUCGAAUUACAAAGUUAUUUAAAUAAACUCAUGAAAGAAGAUAUGGAUAGGCUUUUGGAAGGAUUGAAACUUGAUGACAAUGUGACCGAUCAUGAACUAAGAGAGAAGCAGCAGGAAAUCGAGCAGCAGUGCGUAAGUAUUACCUGUUCAUAGUCUUACUUUAACAGUGCAUAAAUAAUAAUAUAUUGAAAAAAGAAUACGGCUAUAUAUGUAUGUACAUAUGUAUAUGGUGAGUUCCACAACAAAACGCAAUAGUCUCCUAGAUAAUGAAUAUAAGCUAGCUGUCUAUUUCUAAAUAACAUGUAGUAGGGACACUAAUUAUUACAACCCCGACUGAACGAAACAGAAGACAAAUGGAAACUAUAAGUAACCGUACAUAACACUUGUUCAUCGACCACAACCCGAGCUGACAACCACCAUUAAACGGAGAUACUUAAACUAUAAACUUUAGCCGUCAUCGAUUCGCCACUUCUCGCUCGCUACGUUUGGGUUCCGGUCGCUUAAA